Molecule: messenger RNA, 405 nt
Organism: Pneumocystis murina B123
Lineage: Eukaryota; Fungi; Ascomycota; Pneumocystomycetes; Pneumocystales; Pneumocystaceae
Exons: 4
Coding region: 1-357 (118 amino acids)
Source: RefSeq, a predicted model, not a curated record
AUGGAUAUUAUUUCAAGCACCGAAUGCUCGGUUCCUGGCUGUAUUGUAUCCCUCUUGCGUCUGAUUCUUCCUAAGUCUUUUGUUAUUUCUCAUAAUAAAAGUGACCCUGUAAAAACAGUAGGUGAAACAAUAAAUGACGUUGUAGAACAAGUUCCUACAAUUGUUACGGGGCUCACGUCAUGUUUAAGCCUUCAUGCAGAAGGUGACUCACGACCAAGAUCCGACCAUAAUUCUUCAAACGAAGGUAUUCAAGAAAGUAAUGGAGGUAUUUCAGACGCAAGCAAUAAUGGAGAGGUUCUAGAAAACACAGGGGGAUCUAAUAGUCGCAAAAAUCCUCAAAACUGUAUAGUAAUGUAGCAACGCUACAAGCGGCAAAUAUUAUAAUAAAUGAUAUUGAUGUGUUCA